AAUGUUAAUGGACGACGUAAGAAAAGUAAGAAAGGACCUGAUAAUCUUCCUACAGGCCAAUAUACACCACCACCACCACCUGUUACCACAACUCUUCAACCAGCUACUACAAAUAUUCCUCCCCCUCCCAGAUCAAUUAUUUCACUACCAAAUUCAUUUUUCAUGCCUCCACCGUCUGACCAGUUCCACACCUCUUCAUCCCAAAAUAGUCUGCAUAGUAGCUCUUCAUCUGUGCCUUUGAUAUCAUCCGUACCAAGCCUUUCUAGAUUAAGAGUUAGAGGUCCUAACACACCUACAUCGCCAUCCAUUGAUAGUGCUACAGCAGCUGCUUCUCAGAAUUUGCAAUUUAAAGAGGUAUUAGAAUAUGACAAGGUUGGGAGGCUACGAAUCGUCCCUUAUUGUGAUGGGUUCCUUCCAGCAUAUGUUGCCGGGCAUAUGGUUAUAGAAGCAAUUAAACCAUUUUUCAAAAAGCCGUGGAAUAGUUGGUUAGAGAUUCCAUGGGAAAUUAGAAUUGACAUUUGGAAACAGUCUAUGGCAAAGUGUUCAUGGAGUGAUUGUCAUGAUAAUGAAAUAGACCACAUUUUUCGGUUGAAAGCAGCUUGUAUGAGGCCCAAAGGAAAUUGGUAAAACCUGGUUGGUUGAAUGAUGAAAUGUGGACUCAGUUCUUGAUAUUAUGGGACACUUCUGAAUAUAAGGUGAAGAGGGAACGAGGAAAAGUAAAUCGAGCCUCUGAAACGGGUGGCUCGCUGCACACCGGAGGUUCGAUGAGUUUUGCUACCCACCAACGAAGACUGUGAAUGAGAUUCUGCAAAAAAGUCCAAGUUUGCUAAGUUUGAGGCGUUAGUCAAGGAGAGCAUAUGCCGCAAGUAUUUGAGGAUGGGGAAGAUAGUGAAUCAGAUGAUUAGAUUGUAGUGGUUGGUUUCUGUUUAUGAUUGUUACAUUUAGAUUUAAACUAUUAGAAUUGGUGUUUGUUUUGGAUUGUAACGUUUAGACUUGUCUUGAAAUGCUUAAACUAUUUGAUUCCGCUAUUUGUUUUGGAUGUUUAA
Messenger RNA from Capsicum annuum, 1046 nucleotides. RefSeq lists its product as uncharacterized. The coding region runs from base 163 to 627 and encodes 154 amino acids. The transcript is spliced from 4 exons. NCBI's taxonomy places the organism in Eukaryota, Viridiplantae, Streptophyta, Magnoliopsida, Solanales, Solanaceae. The record is from RefSeq and is a predicted model, not a curated record.